AUGGGCUGGGCUGUGCUUACUUGCCAGAUGGGAUUAAAACACAUCGACAUCAGUCCUUCUGGUGCCCAAUGUGGUGGGACUGGCUUUGUGGGCAGAGCCCUGACCCAGCUGCUGCGGAGCCGUGGGCAUGAAGUGACCCACGUCUCUCGAGAGGGGGGCAAGGAUCGGAUUAGCUGGGAAGAGUUGUCCCACUCUGGACUACCUCUGUGCGAUGCCGUGGUGAAUUUGGCUGGCGAAAAUGUACUCAACCCUUUCCGAAGAUGGAGUGAUGCCUUCUGCAGGGAAGUCAUCAGCAGCCGGGUUGAGACCACCAAGAUCUUGGCCAAAGCCAUUGCUGAUGCUGAACAGCCACCCCGUGCUUGGGUCCUCGUCACCGGCGUAGGCUAUUACCGCCCUAGCCCCACAGCUGAGUAUACAGAAGACAGUACGGGGGGGGAUUUUGACUUCUUCUCACGCCUGGUGAGCUCAUGGGAGGCUGCAGCUCUCAUUCCUGGUAGCCCAGCUCGUGGUGUUGUGGUGAGAUCUGGGGUAGUGUUGGGCCGAGGUGGUGGUGCAAUCUCUCAAAUGCUCUUGCCGUUCCGUCUGGGACUAGGAGGCCCCUUGGGCUCUGGGCUCCAGCCCUUCCCAUGGAUCCACAUUCGGGACUUGGCUGGGAUCGUGUGUCAUGCCCUGGAGACUGAGUGCGUGCAAGGCAUCCUCAAUGGUGUCUCCCCAUCCUCCCCUGCUACUUCCAACGGCACCUUUGCUCAGGAGCUUGCUGCAGCUCUAGGGCGCCCAGCCCUGCUGCCGGUGCCUGCUUGGGCUGUGCGGGCUGUCUUUGGGGCAGAGCGGGCCGUCAUGCUGCUGGAGGGCCAGAGGGUGGUGCCGAAACAUACCCUGGAGAGCGGCUAUCAUUUCAUCUUCCCUGACCUGUCUGGAGCUCUGAAGGACAUAGUGGCUUGA
Chaetura pelagica (chimney swift) is the source of this 942-nucleotide messenger RNA. It is a transcript of the gene SDR39U1, whose product is annotated as short chain dehydrogenase/reductase family 39U, member 1. Bases 1 to 942 code for a protein of 313 amino acids. The transcript is spliced from 6 exons. The record is from RefSeq and is a predicted model, not a curated record. Lineage: Eukaryota; Metazoa; Chordata; Aves; Apodiformes; Apodidae.